This is a messenger RNA of Cetraspora pellucida, 622 nucleotides long. NCBI's taxonomy places the organism in Eukaryota, Fungi, Glomeromycota, Glomeromycetes, Diversisporales, Gigasporaceae. The record is from the annotation of a GenBank genome assembly.
AUGUCUCAAGAAGUACCUACUUUUAAGCUUGUUCUAGUCGGUGAUGGUGGCACCGGCAAGACAACUUUCGUCAAACGCCACUUGACAGGUGAAUUUGAAAAGAAGUAUGUGGCAACUCUUGGUGUUGAAGUACAUCCUUUGACAUUCCAUACCAACUUCGGCCCUAUUUGCUUCAAUACAUGGGACACUGCGGGUCAGGAAAAAUUUGGCGGUCUCAGGGACGGUUACUACAUUCAAGGACAAUGCGCCAUCAUCAUGUUCGACGUUACAUCCAGAAUUACAUAUAAAAAUGUACCAAACUGGCAUCGUGAUUUAGUAAGAGUAUGCGAAAAUAUUCCAAUUGUUCUUUGUGGUAACAAGGUUGACAUAAAGGAACGUAAAGUUAAGGCUAAAACUAUUACAUUCCACCGCAAGAAGAACCUCCAAUAUUAUGAUAUUUCAGCAAAAAGUAAUUACAAUUUCGAAAAACCUUUCUUGUGGUUAGCCCGUAAGCUCAUUGGUAAUCCAAAUCUUGAGUUCGUCGCCUCUCCAGCACUUGCGCCGCCAGAAGUUCCAGUGGAUCACUCUCUGAUGGAACAAUAUACCAAGGAUUUGGACAUCGCCGCGGCCCAACCUCUUCCCG